Molecule: messenger RNA, 555 nt
Organism: Cylicocyclus nassatus
Lineage: Eukaryota; Metazoa; Nematoda; Chromadorea; Rhabditida; Strongylidae
Source: the annotation of a GenBank genome assembly
CUUCCGCAGAACACGGUGAUGACGGAAGAUUAUUUGGAUCGACCCAUGCAGACGCAUCGAACUUACAAGGUUUGUUCUCAUGGACCAGUCGAUAUUUACUAUAUACCGGAUAAAGAAUCUCAUCCUGGAAGCAAGUUUGCUUUUCAAGUCCAAAGCUGCUGGGAACCCCUCAUUUGCUCUACAGCAAGCUGUUAUACUCGAGUAAUUUGCCAAUCCGAUGUUCCUAUAUUCGUGCCAGCAACAGCCCAUGUUUGGGUUGAGGGAAAAAAUGUUGCAGUCUACACUCCACUGUCAAGUCGCGUUGUUGUGAACCAAGAGGAGAGCGAAAGCAGAGUACGCAUGAAGCCAAGGUCACCAAGUAUCCCUGACGAAGGUAUUGUUGUAAUUUAUGCAGCCGAUAUGCGAAAGUUCAAUGAAUGGAUACAGGUAGUGGUGACUGAUAAUAUGACAGUUUACUGCCAAGGAGGAAGCUCUGUGUAUUUCUCUAAGUACUCCUCCGCUACUGUGUACCAAAUCUUGAAAAAUGUAGUUUGAAGAUUAUGGCUUGCUGAGAAU